GCACAAUCAUUCUUUGAUUGUCCUUUUUGUCAAUAGAAACCCUUUUAUUGUUUCUAUUAAAAUCAAACAAAGAAAAAAAAAGUAGAAAAAAAAAACCGAAAAGACAUGGAAAAGUUAAGAUUUGCUCUUGUGUUGCUAGCGUGGUGUCUUUCAACAUCGCUGGUUAAAGGAGGAGAUCCUACUUUGUUCUUUGAAUGGAAAGUUACCUAUGGCACCAUCUCUCCCCUUGGUGUGCCCCAACAAGUCAUUUUGAUCAAUGACAAAUUUCCAGGACCUAUUAUCAAUGGCACCUCGAAUAAUAACGUUGUUGUCAAUGUCUUCAACCAGUUGGAUGAGCCAUUCCUUUUCACAUGGAACGGUGUACAACAGAGGAAAAACUCUUGGCAAGAAGGUACACUAGGUACCAAUUGUCCCAUUCCUCCUGGAAGCAAUUUCACAUACCAAUUCCAGGUCAAGGAUCAAAUUGGAAGCUUUUUCUAUUACCCUACCACGGCUUUGCAUCGGGCAGCUGGUGGAUAUGGUGGCAUCAGUGUCCAUAGUCGCGCAUUGAUUCCCGUACCCUAUGAUGUUAACCCUGCUGACGAGUUCUUUGUCCUUGUGAGUGAUUGGUACACCAAGAGUCAUACCCAAUUGAAGAAGUUUUUGGACAGUGGACGCUCAAUGGGAAGGCCCGAAGGAGUCAUCAUCAAUGGCAAGAGUGGCAAAGGCGAUGGCAAGGAUGAGCCAAUGUUCUCUAUGACCCCCGGAAAGACAUAUCGGUAUAGGUUUUGUAAUGUCGGCAUGAAGGAUUCUAUCAAUGUUAGAAUCCAAGGACAUACCAUGAAAUUGGUGGAAAUUGAAGGAUCCCACACCGUGCAAAACAUGUACGAUUCACUUGAUGUACACUUGGGACAAUGUAUGUCUGUCUUGGUGAACGCUGACAAAGACCCCAAGGAUUACUUCCUUGUGGCCUCUACGCGAUUCACCAAGGAACCCCACACUGCUACUGCCACAAUCCGCUACACUAAUGGCAAAGGCCCUGCCUCACCAGAGUUGCCAAAGGCCCCAGUUGGCUGGGCUUGGUCACUCAACCAGUUCCGCUCUUUCCGUUGGAAUUUGACAGCAAGUGCAGCUAGACCUAAUCCACAGGGAUCUUACCACUACGGUCAAAUCAACAUUACACGCACCAUCAAACUAGUGAACACAGCCGGGCAAGUGGACGGAAAGCUCCGAUAUGCCCUCAAUGGUGUCUCACAUGAGAACCCUACAACCCCAAUUAAGUUGGCCGAAUACUAUGGUGUUGCAGACAAGGUAUUCAAAUAUGACCUUAUGAAGGAUGAUUAUGAACUUCCAGCAGGGAAAGCAGAAGAUAAGAUCACACUAGCACCCAAUGUAGUUAAUGCCACUUACCGUAACUUUGUGGAGAUCAUCUUUGAGAACCACGAGAAGAGCGUUCAAUCUUUUCACUUGGCCGGGUAUUCCUUCUUUGCUGUUGCGGUUGAACCAGGGAAAUGGAACCCCGAGAAGAGGAGGAACUACAACUUGCUUGAUGCCGUAUCCAGGAAUACCAUCCAAGUUUAUCCUAACUCAUGGGCAGCCAUAAUGACCACUCUUGAUAAUGCUGGUCUCUGGAACCUGAGGUCCAACUCAGUGGAAAGACAAUACUUGGGACAGCAGCUUUACUUCAGCGUCCUCUCUCCAAAAAGAGAUUUGAAAGAUGAAUACAACAUGCCAGACAAUGAUGUCUUGUGUGGCAUCAUCAAGGACAUGCCUCUUCCAAAACCUUAUUCCGUAUAAACAUUUUAAUUAUGAUUUCAUAAUAAAUUUUUGCUCCUAACUCUGAUGUUUCACGGUAAAGAAUUGUCAAGUUCUUUUAUUUAGGGAUUAAUAUUUUGUGUUAGAGUGAGGACUUUAGCAUAAUCAAAGAAAAGAAAAAAAAAAAGUGGCGAGAAGGAUGUUUAUAUGUGAAGGGAUUGAAGAGUUGAAGCAACCGACGAAGAAAUUGGCCGUCCUUUUUUCCAAGCGGAAUAUAAAUUCCUUCUUUUUUGUUCUAAAUAGCAUAGUCAAGAAAUGAAUUUGUUAUUUGUAACUUAAUGCAUUGAUCAAAUCACUUAUAAAUAAGAGGACAACGAAUGUUUCUCAUC
Lycium barbarum (goji berry) is the source of this 2123-nucleotide messenger RNA. Its product is annotated as L-ascorbate oxidase homolog. The coding region runs from base 106 to 1776 and encodes 556 amino acids. The record is from RefSeq and is a predicted model, not a curated record. Gene Ontology annotation, molecular function: copper ion binding; oxidoreductase activity. NCBI's taxonomy places the organism in Eukaryota, Viridiplantae, Streptophyta, Magnoliopsida, Solanales, Solanaceae. The transcript is spliced from 2 exons.